This is a messenger RNA of Ornithodoros turicata, 2948 nucleotides long. RefSeq lists its product as uncharacterized. Lineage: Eukaryota; Metazoa; Arthropoda; Arachnida; Ixodida; Argasidae. The coding region runs from base 175 to 1737 and encodes 520 amino acids. The record is from RefSeq and is a predicted model, not a curated record. The transcript is spliced from 6 exons.
GAGAGGUCGGAGUACCGCCAAAAGAGCCUUUUUUUGUAUUGUACCCCGUGAUUAUUGAAUGAAUUUACUCCUGCGCGUUCUCGAAUGAAUUAAUGUAGACUUGCGCGGUUUUUCGGAGAGUCUCCAUGUCUGAUUUUCUGCCUUGAGCCGUUCAAUUUGUAAACAAGAGCAAGGAUGGUGGUGUACUGCACGGUGCCUGGAUGCAGGAGCUACGGUGGUCGGGAAAACACGUCUUUUCAUUUAUACCCCAAAGACUCGAAACUCCGGAAGACUUGGGCCGCAAAACUACGCAUGGGCAAGCCAGUUUCUGAUACGUUCAGAGUUUGUAGCGACCACUUUCAAUCAGACGAUUUCGUCUAUCCCAUCGGAAGCUCCAUAUUCGGUUGGAAAAGAAGAACCCUGCAAUCAAGUGCGGUUCCAAGCCGCAACCUUCCCAAACGUCCACUAGACAGGGCAGAGAGCGCAAGUACACUACAAAGGGCAGAGAGAUCUAGGAAAAAAGCCAAGGUCCAAGAGAAAGAGGAAAUGCUGGCAACACUUCUCACUACCCAUGACUCAAGUGAAGAUGCGACAGACAGAGAAGCCCAUGUCACAUGUAGUACUGAACAGGGCAACAGUACCAAAUGUCUCCUGAUGCAUGAUUCAGUGGGAAAUGAACGAUGUGGAGACUCCACAGUGUUGACAAAAGCAGAGCCUACACUGUCGUGUUCGAAUACAAGCAGUGACAGUAACAUAGCCAAUGAAGCUAUCCGGUGCCUCGCAGAUGUUGGUGUUCAAGUGGACGACCCCAUCUCAAUGUGUUCCACUACUCGGCAACAAAUGGUGUCCAUCACGAAAGUGAAAUCUGAAAAGGACCUCUUGGCAUUAACAGGACUGUCAAGCUUUAGGCUAUUUUAUAAUUUAGCAGAUGCGCUCACAGAUAUCCGGCUCAAAGAGUCUAGCAGAAGCUUCUGCCUGAGUAAUGAGGAUGCCACUCUGCUAACCUUCAUGAGGUUGUAUCAGGAUACGUCAUUUUCUGUGCUUGGAGUUCUUUUUGAUGUGCAUCGCACAACAGCAGCCAAUAUAUGCAAGGAAUGUAUUGAAAUUCUAGCAGUAAUACUUAGAACAGCUGUUUUCUGGCCCAGUAGUGAUGCAGUCAGAAGCUGCAUGACCAAGUACUUUGCAAAGUACCCUAACACUCGUGUUGUGCUAGAUUGUACUGAAAUGAAAAUUGAACGGCCUUCUGACUUGCAAUCACGAAUAUUAACCUAUAGCCACUACAAACAAACGUACACUGCAAAGGUUCUUGUCUGCGAAACCCCAGGGGGGCUGAUCAGCUAUGUAAGCCAAGCAUAUGGAGGGAGGACUUCAGACACCCAUAUUGUCAAAGAGAGCAACGUCCUUGACAUGUGCGAACAAGGCAAGGAUGCUGUCAUGGUUGACAAAGGGUUUCUGAUUGAAUCACUUUGCAAUGAAAAAGGAAUUGAAAUGAUAAGGCCACCUUUUUUGAAGGGGCAGAGUCAGCUUACACAACAGGAGGGAAGAAAAAAUCAGUCAAUCGCACAGGCCAGGGUACAUGUUGAAAGGGCCAUUCACAGGAUGAAGCUUUUCAAGAUACUGCAGAAUAGGCUACCACUUGAACUUUUCCCAUAUGUUGAUUCUAUAAUCACCAUUACUGCAGGGAUAGCAAACUUAUCAAAGCCACUGUUUAGUGCAGACAAGUUUAUGGAUCAGAGCAUCAUGAAACAAAGCACCUAAGGCACAUACUAUGAGUUUCCAAGUUGUACAAGCCUAGAAUAAUCACAGCAAAACUGAAAAUAUCACAUUUUUAAGGGACGGGCACAUCCAGGCAUCAGACGACAUAGAAAAUCCCAAGCAAAAUAGUGUUGUAGUGUGACUGACAUGUCUGAUGGAGCACAUGCCAAGUGCAAAUGCUGAAUGUUGAUGGUAUGUUGGAAUUCUCCUCCAAAAAACCAGGCUCACUAAACAAAUUGAGGGCAUGACUUUCAGAAACGUAUUGCUACCGGUGUGUGGGUGCCUCAUGGAGUUACAAGGAGUCUUUUCUUCUCUCAAUUCUGUACUCUCACACUGCUCGGCACUUCGGGUCAUGAAAUUCACGAUCGCAAUCAUUUGGUAAGAAAUGAGAUCAGCCACAUGAAGGUCGACAUUGCAUAGAGCUGAGCUUAAUCAUGCCACAUAUUAGUGCACUCACCAGAUUCAUCACCCCUGUGACCAGAGAUCGACAAAGUAACAUGCUCUGGUUGCAUGUGUGAUGCUAUCCUAUGAGUGCGCUAAUAUGCCGUAUGAUUUAGCUCAGCAAUACGCCAUGCCGACCUUCACGUGACUUUGUAGCCUGUGGCUGAGCUCACGCAUUAUCAUGAUUGUGACUGUGAGUUUCAUGUCACAUUGCUGGAAAUUAUGAUGUGACAGAAGCAACGCUGAUCUUUAAAAUUAGUUCAUUUAAUAUCUAAGCAUAUUUCUAAUGAAAAAGUUAGUCUAAUGUAAGCCGAGAGUGAACAUAGUGGUAUCAAUUUCAUAACUGGAUUGCCUAGUGUGACCGUCCUUUUAAUACGUCUGAACAUGUUCGUGAAAGCAGCUCUGGAAACAUAAUAACAACUACAUACAAGACACUCAAAGCAGCAUUGAAAGUUAGUUUUAAAAAAAAGUGUAACAUUCAGUAACCUCAGCAGAGCAUUUAAGCUAUGUAGAAGUUUCCUUCCCAUGGCCUCCCUUAGUCUAUCAUUUCUGUAGAGUGAUUUCGGGUCUACUAAUGGUUGCUGUGAAGUGUUGAUUUGUAAACUUGCAGUAUCUGAAUAUUUAAUGAUGAAUUAAAUAAUGAUUUGGUGAUGUCAAGACACUGGCAACAACUGUUUUUAAGUGUGCGCUCGUUUCUAGAGAUUUAUGCUGUAUUGUUCAUAUGACUAGUAGGAUUACACAGUGUAGCAUAAUAAAUUGCAGAUUCUCAUUGA